This is a messenger RNA of Linepithema humile (Argentine ant), 3009 nucleotides long. It is a transcript of the gene Prp6, whose product is annotated as pre-mRNA processing factor 6. Lineage: Eukaryota; Metazoa; Arthropoda; Insecta; Hymenoptera; Formicidae. Gene Ontology annotation, molecular function: protein binding. The record is from RefSeq and is a predicted model, not a curated record. Gene Ontology annotation, biological process: spliceosomal tri-snRNP complex assembly; mRNA splicing, via spliceosome. Gene Ontology annotation, cellular component: U4/U6 x U5 tri-snRNP complex; catalytic step 2 spliceosome.
AUAUCAGACAUCGCAUACAAUACGAAUUCUUCGUAAGAACACUACACAUAACAACAUAACAAGCGGUCAUAAUGGCGGUUCCCUCGGUUUCGCUAAAUACGCGAAAUAAAAAGCACUUUUUGGGCGUACCGGCACCUUUGGGAUAUGUUGCUGGUGUUGGCAGAGGAGCUACAGGAUUCACGACACGGUCUGACAUCGGUCCUGCUCGAGAUGCUAAUGACGUUUCUGAUGAUAGACAUGCACCACCCACAAAACGUGCGAAGAAGAAGGAGGAAGAAGAGGAAGAUGAGGAAGACUUGAAUGAUUCAAAUUAUGACGAGUUUUCCGGAUAUGGAGGUUCUCUUUUUAGUAAGGAUCCCUAUGACAAAGAUGAUGAAGAAGCAGAUGCGAUUUACGAGGCUAUCGACAAACGUAUGGAUGAGAAGCGUAAAGAGUACAGAGAGAAGCGUCUCAGAGAAGAAUUGGAACGCUAUCGGCAAGAACGUCCAAAAAUCCAGCAGCAGUUCUCAGAUUUAAAAAGGGAAUUGGUCAAUGUAACAGAGGACGAAUGGAGAAACGUUCCCGAGGUGGGAGACGCUAGGAAUCGUAAACAGCGUAAUCCAAGAGCGGAAAAAUUCACUCCAUUGCCAGAUUCGGUGCUAGCGAGAAAUUUGGGAGGUGAAACGUCUACCAGUAUUGAUCCGUCUAGCGGUCUAGCCUCCAUGAUGCCAGGUGUGGCGACACCCGGUAUGCUAACCCCGACAGGAGAUCUUGAUCUUCGGAAAAUUGGACAAGCUAGAAACACACUGAUGAAUGUGAAGUUGAAUCAGGUUUCCGAUUCUGUGGAGGGCCAAACCGUGGUUGAUCCAAAAGGUUACCUUACAGACUUGCAGAGCAUGAUACCUACUUAUGGUGGUGACAUAAACGACAUAAAGAAAGCUAGAUUGUUAUUGAAAUCCGUCAGAGAGACUAAUCCAAACCAUCCUCCCGCGUGGAUUGCGUCAGCGCGUUUAGAAGAGGUGACGGGAAAGGUCCAGGCAGCGAGAAACUUAAUAAUGAAAGGUUGCGAAGUGAAUCCCACUUCAGAGGAUUUGUGGCUGGAAGCUGCGAGACUGCAGCCUCCGGACACGGCGAAGGCGGUGAUAGCUCAGUCAGUGCGACAUAUUCCGACAUCUGUUAGAAUCUGGAUAAAAGCCGCAGACUUGGAGAUAGAAGUGAAGGCGAAAAGGAAAGUGUACCGAAAGGCGUUGGAACACAUCCCGAACUCGGUGCGAUUGUGGAAAGCAGCCGUCGAACUGGAGGAACCCGAAGACGCGCGUAUCUUGCUCAGCCGUGCGGUCGAGUGUUGUCCGACUAGUGUAGAUCUAUGGCUCGCUCUCGCUAGAUUAGAGACUUACGACAACGCGAGAAAAGUGUUGAACAAGGCCCGAGAGAACAUCCCGACCGACAGACAAAUUUGGACUACCGCUGCAAAGUUGGAGGAGGCGAAUGGCAACAAACACAUGGUGGAAAAGAUCAUCGAUCGCGCCAUAUCCUCGUUGAGUGCGAAUGGCGUAGAAAUCAACAGGGAGCAUUGGUUUAAGGAAGCUAUGGAAGCUGAGAAAGCAGGAGCGGUGCAUUGUUGCCAGGUUAUCGUCAAAGCUAUUAUCGGCUUCGGAGUGGAAGAGGAGGACAGGAAACACACUUGGAUGGAAGACGCGGAAACCUGUGCUCAACAAGGAGCAUUGGAAUGCGCCAGAGCUGUUUAUGCGUAUGCAUUAACGACGUUUCCCAGCAAGAAAUCAAUUUGGCUGCGCGCAGCUUAUUUUGAGAAGACAUAUGGAACGCGAGAAUCUCUGGAAGCACUGUUGCAAAGAGCAGUCGCCCAUUGCCCUAAGAGCGAAGUGCUCUGGUUGAUGGGUGCAAAAUCAAAGUGGUUGGCUGGCGACGUACCAGCAGCUAGAGGUAUUUUGUCUCUCGCCUUUCAAGCUAAUCCGAAUUCCGAAGAGAUUUGGUUGGCUGCUGUAAAACUCGAGUCCGAAAACUCGGAAUAUGAAAGAGCGCGACGUUUAUUGGCGAAAGCUAGAGCCUCGGCGCCGACACCGAGAGUGAUGAUGAAAAGUGCCAAGUUGGAGUGGGCUCUUAACAAUCUUGAAGCUGCGUUGCAUCUUUUAAAGGAGGCCCUCGAAGCUUUCGACGACUUUCCUAAGUUAUGGUUGAUGAAAGGUCAAAUUGAAGAACAGCAGGGCCAUCUGGACAAGGCGAUAGAGACGUACAACCAGGCGAUUAAGAAAUGCCCAAAUUCGAUACCUAUAUGGCGUCUGUUGGCUCAAUUGGAGCAUAGGAAGAACCAAGUGACCAAAGCGCGUUCAGUUCUAGAGAAAGCCAGGCUUAAGAAUCCUAAAAAUGCGGAAUUAUGGCUGGAAUCUAUACGGAACGAAUUGAAAAGCGGUGGUGUGCGCGAUAUGGCGAAUACGUUAAUGGCUAAGGCGUUACAAGAAUGCCCCACAUCUGGUCUACUCUGGGCGGAGGCAAUUUUUAUGGAACCACGACCUCAACGAAAAACUAAAAGCGUGGACGCUCUCAAGAAAUGCGAACAUGAUCCACAUGUUCUCUUGGCAGUAUCAAAAUUAUUUUGGUGCGAGCAUAAGAUUUCAAAGUGCAGAGAUUGGUUCAAUCGGACGGUGAAGAUAGAUCCAGAUUUAGGCGAUGCGUGGGCAUAUUUUUAUAAAUUCGAAUUAUUAAACGGCACGGAAGAACAGCAGGAAGAUGUAAAGAAGAGAUGCAUCGCUGCGGAACCUCAUCACGGCGAACAUUGGUGCAAAGUUUCCAAAGAUAUAGCAAAUUGGUGCCUGAGUAUAGAUCAGAUCUUAAUAUUAGUAGCAAAGGAAUUGCCCAUUCCCAUAUAAAUGAAAAUUUAAUUACGACACAAUUCUGAAAAACUAUUUGCAAAAAUGUCUUACUAUAAGUUUGUAAAUAAAAUCAAGGAAAGGUCGAUUGAUUUUAAUCUUCUGCUGUCUUGUAUUAUUUAUUAAAGGUACUAUAUGUUAA